AUGGUGCCGCGGUCGUCCACUUUCACAGCUGUCUUCCCAUCCAUUGGAAAGGCCCGAUGCCUGACCUGGCGGCACUCAAACCUGGGUGCUUUCGAGUCCAUACUUGGCACUGACCCGGCAUCUCCCCGGGCUACGCAGCACACGCGCAUCCCCCCCAGGGGGAAAAAAAUUCGACUUCUCGCGGCUCGCGGAGAGCGUAUCGGACAGAGAAGCGCGCCGCGAGCGCAAGUCCCCCGCUGCCGGCCCUCACCGGCCACCACCUUAGCGCAGGGGCAGGACGCCCAGGCCAAGAAGCAAUUUAUUUGCAAAUACUGCAACAGGCAGUUCACGAAGAGUUACAACUUGUUGAUCCACGAGAGAACGCACACGGACGAGCGUCCGUACACCUGUGACAUAUGCGGCAAGGCCUUCCGUCGCCAAGACCACCUUAGGACCACAGACCACAGGUAUAUUCACAGCAAAGAGAAGCCUUUUAAGUGUACGGACUGCGGUAAAGGCUUCUGUCAGAGCCGCACCCUGGCUGUCCACCGCAUCCUCCACAUGGAAGAGUCACCGCACAAGUGUUCCACCUGCGGCAGAAGCUUCAAUCAACGCAGCAACCUCAAAAUAACAAUAAAUAUAAGGAUAUACAAAAGACGUGCAGGAUUCGAACGUGGUCUGCAAGAUGUGCCGGCCCUCACGUUGGCACUUGCACUCUACAGGACAUCCCGUUAGUCUGGACCACAGAGAAAAAGCAGGAAAAAGGGCACUCAUCAAGUAAAAUUGCCGACAAAAUGUUAGGUAAAAGGACACAAAUGCAACUGAUGCGACAUUUUAUCGUGCCAACGUUUCGCUCUCCAGGAGCUUGACAAAGCUCCGGAUACAGCGUGUUCUAUGUGUCCAUCUUUAUUCAUAAUAGACAAAUGCAGACGAGAUGCGUUCUCCCUUACCCCGGAAGACAUCAUGGGAACCUGCAAAAAAAGUGAACUUUUUAUUAGUCUAUCAUGAUUCUCGAAAUCAUAACAACACGACUGCAAACAAACAGGGAACGGGUGGGGUUUGUACCCUACCCUACGGGAUGGUUACGAGUGAAGAUUCAGUCCACCCCAGCAUUGUUAAUAUUUAUCAUACCAAAGACAUCAGUCCCGAGUGAAGCCUGUCUUGUUUGCUCAAGUGUUGGUGCUGGUGCCCCAGUGUUUUAUGGAACCUUCACUGGAACCCUAUGUUCAUGGCUGCUAUAGUGAGGCCUAGUUUCAAGUUUUAUCUAUCUUAGAGACCGAACCACUGAAUAGGCCUAAUCUUCAUUAUUGCUAGCCUAAAGGCUUAUCUACUGGAUAGGCCUAGUCUUCAUUGUUGCUAGCCUGGAGGUAGGCCCACUGGAUAAACUCAGGCUCCACCUUACAUGUCUGAGACUGACCCAUUGGAUAACUUCAUAUUUCAGUCUUAGACCCACCUGGAGACUGACCCAUUGCAUAGGCUUGGUUUCAGUCUUACCAGCGAGAGAGCCUCACUUCCUGGGUAGUGUCUACUGGCGGAGGUGUUGUUCUUCAAUCGUGAAUUCGCGAACGUCAACACAUGCUGAAGAACGCGCCAUCGAAGUUGUGAGUUGAACCUUAUCUCCUUGGUGAAGACAUUGUCAAGAUACCGACAGUUGAUGAGGAUACACAGAUAACCCGCACGGUAUUGUGCCUUUUUUUUUUUGUUAUUUAGUUGAUGAGGACGCAAAACCAGUGAAAUCCUUCAUUUGUACAACGUUUCGCUCUGUGCAUUAUAUAAAACAAUAUCUCCGCUGCUCUAGUAUCUUUUAUCCCCUUUGGCACCCUGGGUCCAACUACGUAUGCGCUGUGUGUGUGUGUGUGUGAUGUUGAAGGAAGGAAAUGCACUGUUGACAGCUGCGCAUGGCAGCAUGAUGGAGUUAGCUGAAUGUAUAGGUGCUUCCUGCAGACGCUGCGAGACUUUUGGAAAGCACUGGAAUGGGUAGGACGAUGUCUUGGAGGUCCGUCAGCGUGUACACAAGACUGACUCAGCGUAUGUAGCUGCUGCCAUCUUUCGGUGGCGUGUACGUCAAUACCUCAGUUUAAUUUAUUGUUGUUGUUUUAGGUUCAACACAAUAUGUAUAAAAGAAAUAUGUUGAGCCUCUCGUUAAGUUGUGGCAUUCUUAUCCCUGUGUGUGUGUGUGUGUGUGUGUGUGUGUGUGUGUGUGUGUGUGUGUGUGUGUGUGUGUGUGUGUGUGUGUGUGGGUGCAGGAGGGCGCUCCUUGGUUUGUCGAAGUCUCUUUGUCGGACCAUAAGAGGAGUCGAGCGUCACCUGGUCGACGGCAGUCCUGUCACACCACUCGACAGGGGUAUCCGUGUCGGCAUGCCUCGCCUGCAUAUAUUCUUUUCCGAUACAGAGGACGGUGUAUCGAACACCUUGGGGGGAGGGAGAGGGGGUAGCAGGGGGGGUCAAGAUCAUUAGGAGUGAGUAGAAAGAGAUUUAGAGCACCAGAUCAUCUCUCACUCUCUUUCUCUCUCUCUCUCUCCUCUCUCUCUUCUCUUAGCAGAAUCCAUGACCAUUUAAAACUGUUGAGAUGUUUGUAAGUAAAAAAGACAUGUGUUUUAUUAUUUGUUAAUGAUUUUUGAGUUUUGUAUAAUGUGAUAUGUGUCGUUGUUACCCAGUGUAUCCUCCCUCCCUCCCAC
Cherax quadricarinatus is the source of this 2657-nucleotide messenger RNA. Lineage: Eukaryota; Metazoa; Arthropoda; Malacostraca; Decapoda; Parastacidae. The record is from RefSeq and is a predicted model, not a curated record.